Podospora pseudocomata is the source of this 2082-nucleotide messenger RNA. RefSeq lists its product as uncharacterized. NCBI's taxonomy places the organism in Eukaryota, Fungi, Ascomycota, Sordariomycetes, Sordariales, Podosporaceae. Gene Ontology annotation, cellular component: cytoplasm. The transcript has a single exon. The record is from RefSeq and is a predicted model, not a curated record. Gene Ontology annotation, molecular function: protein binding. The coding region runs from base 1 to 2082 and encodes 693 amino acids.
AUGGCCGACUCCACUAUUUCCCACACGACCCCGGGUUCGCCGGCGAGCCCCGCUUCCGAGGCCGGCAGCUUGGACGUCCAGCCCGGAGGUGAUGCUGCUGAGCAAUUCCCGGUGUUGCAGCACAAGAGCAAAGGCCGGCAAAGACUUUUGAGGGGUCUGCAGCGGAUAUCGUCUUCGCAGAGCCUCCGUGCCCGAAUCAGCCGUCCCAGAGCGUCGAGCGCCCCGUAUAGAAGCUCGGCUUCUUCGCUGUCGUGUGUGAGCCUGGCUUCGACGCCGUCACCGUUUGGCCAACCGAGCAGCAGUUCCUCCUACUUUUCGUUUGGAGACGUGUCAACCGCCCCGACUUCCGUUGCCGCAACGCCGGCUGUCGAGACACCGGGUUAUGAUGGCAUCGAGUCUGUCUUGGCGGUUCGCAAGGUUGACCACCCCGUUUCGGCGCCGAUGACCAUCUCUUUGCCGACGGAAAUCAAGAAGAGGGCCAAGAUUUUCAAUUUCUGGGACACGAUACCGAAUGAGAUCAAAAUCUAUGUUCUCUCGUUCCUCUCGCCAAAAGAGCUUGUCCGGAUCUCACGAGUGUCAAAGAGGUUCCAUGAGCUGUGCUUUGAUGGCCAGCUUUGGACGGAAUUCGACGCCUCAAAGUUCUACAGAGAGAUCCCAGCCGAGUCGUUGACCAAGAUUCUGGAAACGGCCGGACCGUUUGUGCACGAUCUCAACCUCAGGGGCUGCCUCCAAAUCGAGCACAUGCAACGGGCUCAGCGCUUGGUUGCUGCCUGCCACAACCUCUACAGCACUUCGUUGGAAGGGUGCCGUAACUUCCAACGGCCGACUCUACACACCCUCCUCAAGGCUAACAACCAGCUCGUUCACCUCAACCUCACCGGCCUCCCAGCAGUCAACAAUGCCACCUGCAAGAUCAUCUCCCGGGAAUGCCCCGACUUGGAGACCCUCGAUGUUUCUGGUUGCAAACAAAUGGACGCCCGCGGCAUCCGAUUUGUCCUCGAAGGCUGCCCCAAACUCCGCGACCUCCGCGCGAGCAGUGUCCGCGGUUUUUCGUCCGACGCCGACGUAGCAACCGCCAUCUUUUCGACCAACAACCUCGAGCGACUGAUCCUAUCCAACUGCUCCGACAUGACAGACGACACCUUCAGAACCAUGAUCUUGGGACCAACCCCCGAAUUCGACAUGCUCACCAACCGCCCUCUAACACCCCCUCGCAAACUCCGCCACCUGGACCUCACCCGCUGCAGCCGCCUAUCAGACAACAGCAUCAAAUCCCUCGCCCACGUCACCCCCCACCUCGAAGGCCUCUCCCUGUCGAACCUCACCCAGCUGACCGACUCGGCCCUCGACCCAAUUUUCGCCUCAUGCCCCAACCUCACCCACCUCGACCUGGAAGAGUUGCCUCAUUUAACCAACUCUUCAUUCACGGCCCUGUCUCGAGCCCCGUGCUCGACAAAGCUGGAGCACCUCUCCAUCUCGGGGUGUGACUCUGUCUCGGACGUGGGGAUGCUACCCGUUUUUCAGGCGUGCACAAGCCUGAAAUCAGUCGUGAUGGACAACACCCGCAUUUCGAACCUUACUCUUACCGAGGCGGCCGAUAUGGUUCGGAACCGAAGCCUAUCCCCCCCAUCAUCGGCUUCUUCUUCUCCUCCCCUCCCGAGGACUACGCUUAAGCUGACGGUGUAUGAUACCCCCCUUGUCACCUGGACGGGGGUUCUCGAGAUCCUAUCUAGGAACUCGGAGCCUCUGAUGGCAAGACCGGCAAAGGAUGGGGUUGUUGAGAUUGGCGGGGGGGGGAAAGGGAAGGAGGUGAUUGGACUGAGGUGUUUUCAUACGUGGCAGAUGACUGUCGAUGAGCAUACGAGGCGGGUGCUGAAGGGGGAUCUGGGGGGUGCGAGGAGGGUGGAGAGGAAGUGGGCCGAGUACAUGCAGGCGGAGAACGAGAUGGAGGUUGCGGGGGGGUGGAGGAGACGGAGGAGGGUGACGGCGACGAGGGCGGUGUUGGAGGAGGAUCAGGGGGUGCACCAGCAGGGGCACAGGGGGAGGGAGAGGGGGAGGACGGUGGGGUGUGCGGUUAUGUAA